AUCAUGAUAAAUAGAUUGGAACUACAGGCACAAUUUAUCAAGUAAUUUAUAAUCUUUUUAAUGAUCAACACAGAUUUCAAGGCCUACAACAAAAUUGUUAAAAAGAAAAGAUAACUCUUCCCGGGACCAACGCUGAUGUCUCCAAGUUCAUUUGCGUUACCGCAGAAAUCGUAAUUCAACCAAGAAACUGGUUCUAUAAACAAACCCCCUAUUUGGCGAAUAGCUGGAAGAAAAAGGGCCUCGUAGGGAUUUUACUGAAGACAAUCCUUCACAACUUAUCGAAAAAAAAAUACACAUGACCAAGAGGCAAAAAAUCUCAUGGAAGCGUUACGCUAGGAGAUGAGAAUACGUCUUUCAAGAAAAAUACUUGUAUGUCUAGAGGCUAAAACUGAUGUUGAUACGCUUAAAAAUGAAUGCUUAAGUAGUUCCCGCGUCGAAAGAGGACUUGUUACAGAAGCGGAAAAAAAAAAGGCUAACUUACAAGCAACGACAAUUGAAAUUUUUUUGAAACUCCAGAAGAAGCCAAACUUUCUCUACUGGACAGAAUUUGUGGCCGAUAACUUUGAUAGUAUAUUGGCCGAUACCAAGCAUACAUUCAAGGGAAAAUUAAAAGAAACAAAAGUUGUUGAAUCUCCUGUCAUUCCUAUUGUUAAUGUACCUGAUGUAUCUUCAGUCACGGAUGAUGUACCUUUAUUACCAAAGAAGGAUGAGAAUCAUACUCGAGUCUGUACCGUUUCUUUCAACUCAAUAAAGCGCAAAGAUAUUGAGACUGAUAUCCAGCAGCAUAUAGUUGAUAUUCUCAAACAAACAAUGGAGGAAGUAUCGGACUACACUACAAACUAUGGAAUACAACUUUUUAAACUUUUUCUGUUGAUGAAUGAUCACACUUUUGCCAUCUCCAACAAUACGGAUAUUUCACUGGUCAAAUCAGAAGGCGCUGAAUUAUCAUCUAUAUUACCUCCUAAAUUCAAACCUGAAAUUACUAAUAAAUCGAGUUGCACCGCCAUUAUCAAGAAAUUGUCUGGACUCUGAUUUUUUCAACAAGGAAUACCGAAACUUGUUUAAUAUGAGUCAUUUACAAUUGAUAAAUUCAACUUAUUUUGGUCAAAGGGGGUACUCUAAC
Molecule: messenger RNA, 1123 nt
Organism: Mucor mucedo
Lineage: Eukaryota; Fungi; Mucoromycota; Mucoromycetes; Mucorales; Mucoraceae
Exons: 2
Coding region: 340-1032 (230 amino acids)
Source: RefSeq, a predicted model, not a curated record